CAUCACCAUCAUCAUCAUCAUCAUCACCACUACUCCCGUCUGAUGGCACGCAAUAUGAAUUCGUUCAUUUGCGCGGGAGAACCUACCACCGCGGACAAUGAGCGCCACAUUGGGCGAAUUAAAAUAUCAUGCGAGCGACCCCUAGAAGCGAAGAGCUCGAAACCAAUUUUUCCAUGAGCCUCCGAAACCAUGGAUGAAACAUUGCGCUGAGCCCCCCACGGCGGAAUUGUACACAAAGUCCCCCUCCCUGAAAAGGAGUGAAUUGUUUUGGCUGUUGAAACUCAAGCUGCCAGUGUAGUUCUGGCUGUUCAAGAUCAAACUGCCAGUGUAGUCCAGUGUGAUAAGUUCUGGGAACUUGAACAUGCAAGCAGUUAGCCCGUACUGGUCGUCAUAAUUUGGGUUAUCGCCGCUCCUAGCAUAAUUAUCAUGGCCGUCGUUACCAAAUCUGCCCUCUGUGCUGCGGAAGUCGUACGAGACCCGCCCCAUUUCCAACAUACAGGCGAGAACCUUCACCAUGUGCUCCGGCGGGCCCACCAACCAACCGCUGUUCACGUGACGGACAUCCUUACGAUCGCCAUGCUCGAAAAUAGAUUUCCCCUUCAACUGGAACGCAUCCAAGACAUGAUCUCGGCGCUCAUCAAACGUGCCAUAAUUGAAGUCAUCUGUUGGCGGCCAGAUAUCACGCUGCACACCCGCGACGACAGGAGCACCACCAGAGGACACGGAGAUCUUGGUGUACCGUUUGACGAGCUCUUCGUUGCUGCACCCUCCAAAGGCCAUGUCAAAUUCAUCCAUGACGACUAAGAGAGUGUCGUUGACACCCUGGUCGACCAACUGGGAGGCCUUCUCCCAAUCCCAAUUUGAUACUUUUGCACCUUGGUGUUGAAGCCCGUCCACUCUGCGCCAGCGCAGACGUUCUCAACGUGUUUGCCGCCACCGACACCUUUCAAGGUCACACUGGUGUCUGCUGACCGCGUGUUGCAUGUCGCCAGCGUCGGUCCUCUCGUAAACCGCGACGGCUUCGGCGCCACCACGUCGUACUGUGCCCAGCAACCGUUGUUGACGUGCGUGCAGUUGCUGCCCCGUAGGUGGCACAGCUUGGCUCCGUCGCACGAUUUCUGGUAACCGAAUCCUUUGCACCCUGGUGUCUUCUGACAUGAAGCUGAGCACUCUUCGAGGGAUACGCUGUGUAAGCUGCCCAGCCCAAUGUCGUCCCAGUUGUCGCAGCCGGUGUUCGGAUGCUCCACAGUGGCAGCCAUCGGCGUUGGCGACACCAUGACGUGCUGCGCCAUGCAGCUGUUCUCGCGAUGCGUGCAGUUGCCGCUCCAGAGCUUACACAGCCGAGCUGGGUCACAUGAUUCCUGGUAGCCGAAUCCUGUGCAACCUGGCUUCUCCUGGCAAGCAGCGGCACACUCGCCGACGGACACGCUGUGUAAUCCAUUGGCCAAACUGGAUGUCCCGCCAAUUUUCGCAACCGGUGCUCCGAUGCUCCACAGUCGCCGCGAUUGGUGUUGGCGACACCAUGACGUGGUGUGCCAUGCAGCUGUUCUCGCGAUGCGUGCAGUUGCCGCUCCAGAGCCUGCACAGCCCAGCCGGCUCGCACGACUCCUGGUAGCCGAAUCCCGUGCAGCCCGGCUGCAGCCUGCAGGCAACGGCACACUCGCUGGGGGACGUGCUGUUCAGUUCGCCCGACAAAAUGUCCUGCCAGUUCUCGCACCCGGUGCCCCGAUGCUCAACAGUUUUCAGGACCGCGCCCUUCCCCUGGGAGCGAAAGCCCUGGCCACGGGGCGCCGCCUGCAUCGCCCACGACGCGGCCAGCGCGGCCAGCCCGAGCAGCCCGAACACUGGCUUCCAGCACCCCCAGGCUUGCCGUGCUCGCCUGCCGUCAGGCGCUGGUUCCAACGGACCACCUGCCAGGGAGAUCUGCUCGUCGAGGCAGUCAUCAGGCACCGCCCCCGCCUGGCGCGGCGCCGCGCCCAGAUCCCUGUUGCCGAGGAGGCGAAGCAUCCCUCGGCCGUUUCUCGGCCUCCGCGAGCCUCUCUCCCUGACCAGCACCUUGAGCCAAUCGGCAAAGGAUCUAACGUAUGCAGCAUGAAAGGGAUACAACCAGCCUUCGUGAUUGGAUACGUGCAAGCUCUUGCGUUCGAGCCGUG
Molecule: messenger RNA, 2153 nt
Organism: Prorocentrum cordatum
Lineage: Eukaryota; Dinophyceae; Prorocentrales; Prorocentraceae
Source: the annotation of a GenBank genome assembly